This is a messenger RNA of Fundulus heteroclitus (mummichog), 1092 nucleotides long. RefSeq lists its product as uncharacterized. NCBI's taxonomy places the organism in Eukaryota, Metazoa, Chordata, Actinopteri, Cyprinodontiformes, Fundulidae. Bases 219 to 899 code for a protein of 226 amino acids. The record is from RefSeq and is a predicted model, not a curated record. The transcript is spliced from 5 exons.
UUGGACUUUCCUUCCCAAUAUGUCCAGGAUAUACCAAACAUCUGCAGAAUGGUGGAAAAGCGGAGAACACAGUGAAGACCUACCUGGUGAAUUUGUCCCAGUUCCUGGUCUACUUCAGAGACACCCCUCCCUCCUCGUCAAGGGUUCCAAAAAGAGAAGUGUUUGCCGUGAUUCGUGCUAUCUCAGAGUGCAUUGCAAGCCUGGGCCCAGGUGUAGUCAUGCGUCAGAUAAGUGUAAAGAAAAAUAAGUUGAGCAGAACCAUCUCCAAGGACCAACUUUGCCUCUGCAAAGUCCUGGCCAGGAGACGCAUCCCUGAACUUCUUGAUGAACUGUCUGAGGACCCCAACCCGGAGGCGCGCAGGAGAUUCUUCGGGUACCUCAGUGUUUAUCUAGCAAGCCUCUAUGGACACCGCACCGGUGUUCUAAAGAACAUGACUGUGGCGGAGGUUGACGAAGCCCAGCAGGAAGCCACAGUCGGGCAAGCGGGCUUUGUGAUCAAUGUGAAGGAACACAAAACCAACCGUGCGUUUGGCCCCGCACAGCUCUACUUAACUGUAGAGGAAUUCUCAUGGGUGGAGCAGUGGAUGAUCAUCAGACAGAAACUAAACCCACCCACAGACCUUCUUCUCUUCACCGAAAACUUCACAAAGAUCGAGAAACUCAUCGUGCCGAUGCAAGCCGCCUGGCUUGACAUGGGUUUUCCUGGGCGUCCCACAUUCACAGAUUUCCGAACAUCAAUAGCCACAUACGCAAGGAAUACUUUGUCACCAAGUGACCGGAUCAACAUUUCAAAGACCAUGUGUCAUGACACACGGACAGCAGACAAAUUCUACACGCUCCACCGCACCGCGUCAGAGCUGGCUCGGAUCCGUCAAGCCACCACGUACGACGGUACAUGACACCGCCGAACCUUCCCUCCUCUCCAUGUCAGAAUCAUCAGGUGAUGGUCUUGAGGAGGAAGCGGAGUGCGCGCCGCCCAGCCCGCCUGCCGGUGCUGCGCCGUCCUCACCAACAUCCAGUCAGGCCACUGGAUCAACAAGCCCUGAUCAAGCUUCUGGGAGCUACUACACUUCUGGCAGCGCCUCUUCUCAG